Messenger RNA from Zophobas morio, 4807 nucleotides. Its product is annotated as ATP-binding cassette sub-family C member 4-like. NCBI's taxonomy places the organism in Eukaryota, Metazoa, Arthropoda, Insecta, Coleoptera, Tenebrionidae. Gene Ontology annotation, biological process: transmembrane transport. Bases 1098 to 4787 code for a protein of 1229 amino acids. Gene Ontology annotation, molecular function: ATP binding; ATP hydrolysis activity; ABC-type transporter activity. The record is from RefSeq and is a predicted model, not a curated record. The transcript has 9 exons. Gene Ontology annotation, cellular component: membrane.
UUUUUUUUUGGAAAAGAGAAAACGAUACAUUUUUUAUUUCAAAAUUAUAGACAUCCCAAAUUUUUCAAAAGUUAUAAGGUGAACAAACUUUACAGAAUUCGUUGACUGUUUGAUCCAAAUUUUUGCAUCCUUAUUUAUUUCUUUGUGGAUUUAGUCAUAAAACUUUAUAUAUUUUGUGAACUAUUAUUUAACAUAGAAUUUAACUGAAUAUCAAAUUUCAUAUUUUGAAGUCUUAGUUCUACUGAAAUAGAAAAAAAAAGCUUUUCGUUCUGUCCGCCUACCGUCUGUCUGUUCGCGACUUUCUUAUACAAGCAGUUUCCUCCAUUUUUGAUUACACCAACAAUUUGAUGACUAGAUUAAUUUGUAUUUAAAUUUUAGAGAAAAAUAUACUUCUGCAUGUGUGGUUUAUUAAUUCGCCUUUAUUAUGUACCUUGGCCAUCUAGAUUAAAAAAAAAUCUUAGAAGUCCCCUCCAAAUUCACUAGAUUAAUGCACCACAAUAAUUCUUCAAUAUAUCAGUGUUUUGAAAUUUUACUCAUGCUUUGAGCUUGACAGAUUGCUGUCCCCACCAAACUUGGGAUGACGUCACUUCAAAAUUUGCUAGUAGACUUAAUAUUUACCCACAUUUUGCAUUUUAAAAUCUAAUUGUUCCAAAAUUCGGGUAAAACCGUGCUAAUGUUGUAGUUAGAAAGUAUGCAGUUAAAGAAAACCAGUUGUCAAAGGUCGAACAGAUACUUUUGUUAAUGAUAAUCGAUUAAGAGUGGAUUCUUAUCAAAGUAUUAUUGAUUUUUACUAGAUUUGUUGCACCCUAUGUGAACACGCUGUAUAUUGAAAUCAAAGAAUUGCCUCGACAUGCAUAACUACUUACUCACCAAGUAUGUAUACGUACGGUUAAUUAGUUACAUCGAUAAGUUUGAUAAACUACUAAAGAAAACAACCACACUAACAAGCCGGUAAUUUACCACAAAUCUCGCAUUUCGACCAGCUCUUAGUUCCGCCUAUGCUGUCGUAAACUAUAAAUUAGCGCCACAUCCGCCAAGAGACAGAUUGAUUUAAAAAUUGUCCAGCGUGCAGUGUUGUGUCGUCACUUGCUGUUAUCAUGGACCAGGGAAUCAAACCACAAAAACAAGUCCAUCCGAGAGAAACUGCCAACAUCGUCUCACUAAUAACAUUCUUUUACUCCUUUAACUUAUUCAAACGAGGCUUUAAAAAGGACCUGGACGAAGAUGACAUGUACGAGGUCCUGGUCAGCUGCAAGUCCAAGAAUCUGGGCGACCAAAUGGAGGCGCAAUGGGACUUGGAUAAAAAAAAGUACAAGACGCCGUCGCUCCUGCGGGUACUGUGGGCCUGCUUUGGGAAAACCUACCUUGUAUUUGGAGUGGUGCAGCUCAUUAUGAGGACCGUUCUUGUUUUAUCCGUACCAGAAGCUCUAGGAAAACUCGUCUCCUACUUCAGCCCAGGCCAGACCGCCGUAACCAAAGAAGACGCCUACUACUACGCCGCCACCGUCAUAAUCCUCAACUUAGUCAACUUCAUCUACACCCAAAACUAUCUCAUCGCACUAACAGAAUUCGGAAUCAGAAUCAGAACAGCAAUAUGCUCCUUCAUCUACCGCAAGGCCCUAAAAAUGACCGAAAAAUCCCUCACCGACAUAUCAAUGGGAAAAAUCGUCACCCUCAUCACCAAGGACAUCUUCGCAAUCGAAAUGAUCAUCCUGUUUGGUAACGACAUCUGGAUAGGCCUCAUCCAGACCGCCCUCAUCUGCUACCUCAUCUAUGGAAAAAUCGGAGUCGCGGCAUUCGCAGGAGUCGGCUUCUUCCUCAUAAUUCUACCCCUACAAAUUGUCAUCGGACGAAUGUCGACGUUGUUUCGUCUGAAAACCAGCAAACAAACGGACGAAAGAAUCCAACUAACUCAAGAGAUUCUGUCGACUAUCAAAACCAUCAAAAUGUACGCUUGGGAAAAUUUCUUCUGUGACAGGAUUUCGCAGUCGCGCAAAAAAGAAGUCAACUCAAUUUUCAAACUAUUCCUCUUGAAGAUCAUCAUCAUCGUAAUCGGGGGACUUUCCGCAAAAAUUGCUUUCUAUCUCCUCAUCAUGACCCAUGUCUGGAUGGGUAAUUACAUCACGGCUGAAGUCGUCUACUUCAUUAAAAGCUGCUUCCACAAACUCAGACACCUUCUGAGCAUAAUGCUUCCACUUGGUAUCACGUUUGGAGCAGAAUUCUCCGCCACUUCUAUCAGAAUGAAGAGUAUUUUGAACGCCGAAGAAGCACCAACGUCGCGAAGUCCCAUUGAAAUAUCCACCAAAGACCCCGCUAUUAUUUUCAAUAAAGUGUCAGUCACAACGCGAGGGGUUGACAUUAUCAAAGAAACCACAAUGGAACUGAAGAAAGGGCUCAACAUUGUCGUCGGGCACGUAGGUUCCGGGAAAAGCACGUUCCUCAAGACCAUCCUCGAAGACCACAAAUUCGACGGUAAUUUGACCAUUUAUGGCACGUUGUCGUACGCGUCGCAAGAACCGUGGUUGUUUCCGUCCACCAUCAAACAAAAUAUAUUGUUUGGGGAAAAAAUGAACCACGAGAGGUACAGAAAAGUUUUGGAGAUUUGUGCUCUGAAUCAAGACUUGAAGGGGUUCAGCGAUUGUGACGAUAGUCUGGUGGGUGAUAAUGGUGUCAAUUUGAGUAAAGGUCAACAAGCUCGAGUUAAUCUAGCCAGAGCGGUAUACAAGGAAGCUGAUAUUUAUCUGCUAGAUGAUUGUCUGGCGGCUCUCGAUGGACACGUCAGCGACUACAUUUUCAAAGAGUGCAUUCUGGAUUUUCUCAAAGGCAAAAUGUGUGUUUUUGUCAGUAAUAGCGACGAUUAUGUGCCGUCGUCCGAUUGGAUUAUCAAUAUCAAUGACGGUAGUAUCAAAUUGAACGAAAACACGAAAAAAGUCGCUUUCGAGUUGGUAAACAACAAAGAGUUAGCUUUGACGAAAUGCAACGACGAAAUCGUAGAGAAAAUUGAAAAAGAGUCAGAAGCGAAACCGAUUUAUAAAGAAGACAAGAAAAAGGGGAAAGUUGAUAUUGCCACCUAUAGAAAAUAUAUAUCGUUUGGUGGCGGCUAUUUCCUCUUUGGUUUCAUUAUGGUCAUGUUCGUGGUUGUCCAAUCUAUAGUGAGCUAUAGCGAUAAACUGGUGAGCAACUGGGUAACCCUCGAGCAGAACUUAUCAAAUUUUCAAAUGAUGAAUAUGACGAACACGUCUAUAUUCAUUGAAACCGAGAGUCAAAGAACGAGUAUCUUAAACCUGUACACUAUCAUUAUAGUGUCAUCGACGGCGCUCUCUCUAAUGAAAUCGCUAACCUUUUUCUCUUUCAACAGAAAAGCGUCUAUCAAUCUUCACAAAGUCAUGAUACAAAAGAUAAUCAAUGCUAAAAUGACUUUCUUCGAUUCUCAUUUUAUCGGAAAUGUACUUAAUCGAUUUUCUAAAGACUUGUGUACUAUAGACGAACAUUUACCCUUUGUGAUGAACGAAUGUUUCGAGUUAUUAUUUAUUAUGUUCGGGAUUAUUUUUCUCGUGGCGACCGUCAACGCCAUUUUUCUCAUUCCGGCGUCAAUUUUCUUCGUCAUUGCGUAUUUGGCCAGAUUCGUCUACCUCAGAACCGGUCGAAGUCUACAAAGACUAGAAGCGUCAACUCGUAGCCCGCUGAUUGGUCACUUGAAUGCAAGCUUGGAAGGUCUGACCACAAUCAGAGCUUUCAAAGCCCAACAAAUCAUCAAAGACGAGUUUGACAGACACCAAGAUCUCUACACUUCUGUGAAUUACACCCUCCAUAACAGCAUGCGAGCUUUGGCGUUCGUUUUAGACAUGAUGUGCUCUCUAUUCAUCAUAAUCGUCAUCCUAAGAUUUUUGAUAUUCGAAGAUGACACCACGGUGGGUAAUGUGGGUCUUGCUAUAACCCAAGCCUUCCAUUUAACCGGUCUUCUCCAAUACGGUAUCCGAAGAUGGGCAGAUUUUGAAAACCAGAUGACUUCAGUCGAACGCGUUUUACAAUACACAGAAGUCGAACAAGAGAAGCAAGACGGUAAAACUGUCAAAGACUGGCCGCACGAUGGCAACAUCACUUACGACAAAGUCGCCUUAAAAUACAACGACCGCAAAGUCCUCAACGACAUCACUUUCACUAUCAAACCACAACAAAAAAUCGGCGUCGUUGGAAGAACUGGAGCUGGAAAGUCGUCGAUUAUAUCAACUCUGUUCCGACUGUAUGAUAUCGAAGGCAACGUCACAAUCGACGGGGUUGAUACUCAAGACCUCGCUCUUCAUUUCUUGCGCUCCAACAUCGCUAUCAUCCCACAGGACCCGGUUCUAAUAUCUGGAACCAUCCGCGACAAUAUCGAUCCGUUGAACCAACACAAAGACGACGAUAUUUGGAAAAUUAUCAAAAUUGUCAAACUAGAAGACGUUGUGACUAACUUAAGCGACAAAAUUGAUGUCAAUGCGACUUUCAGUGCCGGCCAGAAGCAGCUGAUUUGUCUAGGUAGAGCCAUAAUCCGGCGCAACAAGAUCGUGGUUUUAGACGAAGCCACUGCUAAUUUGGACAACGAAACGGACUCUUUGAUACGAAACGUGAUCGACGAAAAUUUUGCCUUGUGUACUGUGAUAACUAUAGCUCAUAGGUUAGCGUCAGUUUUGGCUUCUGAUGUUGUGAUGGUGGUCGACGAUGGAAGGAUCGUGGAACAGGAUGAACCGAAGAAGUUGUUAGAAAAUAAAAAUAGCUUGUUUUUUGAGAUGAUCAAACAAACGUAGUUAAAUAAAGAAUAAGAGUA